Xyrauchen texanus (razorback sucker) is the source of this 1385-nucleotide messenger RNA. It is a transcript of the gene tirap, whose product is annotated as toll-interleukin 1 receptor (TIR) domain containing adaptor protein. Bases 106 to 843 code for a protein of 245 amino acids. The record is from RefSeq and is a predicted model, not a curated record. Gene Ontology annotation, biological process: signal transduction. The transcript is spliced from 4 exons. Lineage: Eukaryota; Metazoa; Chordata; Actinopteri; Cypriniformes; Catostomidae.
CAAAAACUUCAUGCUUAUCUUCUGCACUGCACCAGUGCUUUCAGACGACUUGUCUUCUCUUUUCAUUUUAAAACAACUUUUAUAUCCUUGAAAGAAUGGAGAAAAAUGGAGGAAAACCGUGUCAGCAGCAUUAUGUGCUGGUUUCGUCAGCGUUUCAGAAAACAAAGGAAUGAGUUGGACCAAGACAACCCCUGUGAACACUCUCCGACGGGUAACUCUACAGGUAAAUCCAUCUGCUCCCCUGGACACUCCAUCUGCAAAGCCCACCGUGGAUCCAGCUGCUCUGUAGAAUCUAGUGUUUCCUCCUCUUCCUUUCCCUCUCAAAAAUCUUCCAAGUCCUCAGAAAAUUCUCUGCCCUCUGAGCUCUUCUCAUCUUUCCGCUCAACUCGCAGUUAUGACGUUUGUGUGUGUUACAAUGAUAAGGAUAUUGAUCAAGCACAGAAUUUGGCCUCUUUCCUAGAGGGCCAUUCAAAAGGUCUGCGCUGUUACCUGCAGGAAAGGGACUGUCCACUAGGAGGUGCUGUGUCUACUGAGCUCCUGCAGGCAGUGCAUGACAGCCACUGCUGGGUGUUGCUCAUCACUCCAAACUUCCUGAAUGAUGACUGGUGCUUGUAUCAGAUGCACCAAGUCCUGUCUGAGGGGCCCAUGUCACAGAGGAUCAUCCCAGCUGUACUAAACAUGCCCAGAUCUGAGCUUCCACAGGAACUGCGCUUUGUUUUUACUGUGGAUUUUAAUAGGAACAAAGAGGUUGGCUACAACCAAGUGUACAAAACAGUAAUUCAUUAUAUGAAGGACAUCAUUGAAAAGGAUCUGAAACCGUCUCAGUCAGAAAGCAGAGAAUAGUCUCAAAAUGGCAUGCCCAUGUACCAUCCACAAUCUGUUCACGGACUAUCUGAUGCAUAUUGCACACAAAACUGGAAAGCACUUACUUGAUCUGACAAGCUCUACACUGAUUGGCUGACUUUACAACUGCCAGGAGUAAGGGCAUAAAUUAUGUUUUUUUUUAAAUCCGUCUGCUUAGAAACAAAGUUUAUGACCAUAGUCUUAAAAUAUGUUUUGUUUGAGGCAAUUGGUAACAAGUAAACUAGAUAUACUUUUCUGAAUUAUGUCUUUGAAAUUGUCUGUAACUCAACAUGUUCUUAGUGAAUGUUCUGGUACCGUGACAUCAUCCACAUUCUGCUGAUUUACUGACAAGCACCAUCUCCCAUCACACAUUUCUGCAUUAGUUCGACUGCGUUUACCUUUUACUGUAGAAACCAGAAAGUACAUAUGUUUACUUUAUGCAAAAAUUUGGAGGUUGCAUUUUCCCUCUAAGAUUACAUUUUUACUACUCUGACUGUAAGUUUAGUGUUUGGGUAAGGGGGUGGAGAUAAUAAAAUGUGAAA